AUGGACAUCCGAGACCUAUUGAAUCCAUUGGAUGAACAACAGCACGAACCGAGUCCGCCGCACCCCAGCGAGCGCCAGAGUGAACCGAGCCUGCCGCACCCCCGCGAGCGUCAGGAUACUCCCAAUGUAUUAAGUGAUGAACAGGGCGAACUAAGUCUGCCGCACCCCAUCGAGCGCCAGGAAACUCCCAACCUAUUGAAUGAAGAUCAGGGCGAGCCGAGUCCACCGGAAACGCCCAACCUAUUGGAUAAUGAACUGGGCGGACCGAGUCCGGUGCGCCCCUGCGAGCGUCAGAAAACUCCCAACCUAUUGAAUGAAGAUCAGAGCGAACCGAGUCCGCCGCACCCCUGCAAGCGCCAGAAAACUCGCAAGGAUGUCGGUAGACCCGUACUUCGGCACGAAGACUACACCAUCGCCUGGAUUUGUGCACCGCACAUUGAACUAGCAGCAGCUUUGACCAUGUUGGAUGAGACCCACGCAUCACUGCCCACGUCUUCCGGUGACACCAACACCUACACACUAGGAAGAAUCCAGGGCAAAAACGUGGUGAUUGCUUGCUCGCCCGGAACUCAAAAUGGGCUAAACAAUAGAGCCAGUCUCGUCACAAACCUCCGACGUACCUUCCCUUCGAUUCAAGCGGGGCUAAUGGAACAAGAGUUAUGCAGAGUGAUUUGGGGAAAGUUGUUGGGAGUGAAGAGCUUCGCCGAACCGCGAUCCCCGAGAUUUCCAGACCAGCGACUCGGUAAAGCCGUGUCAAGCCUCCGAGCAAAGCAUGAGUUGCAUCCUAGCCGCGUCUCGUCCAUAAUUCGCGACACGCUGGACGGCCAUCCGGAGUACACUCGACCCCAAAUGCCGGAUCGCUUGUUCCAGGCGACAUAUAACCAUGUCGAUCCAGAUAGAAGCUGUGACAAUUGCGACGAAACGAAGUUAGUGCUGCGAAGUACUCGGGCAUCCCAUUCUACGGUCAUCCACUUCGGCGGGAUCGCCUCCGGAAACCAGGUUAUCAAGAGUGGCGAAACCAGGGAUCACCUUGCGAGGGAGCUCGAUAUUAUAUCUUUUGAGAUGCAAGCUGCCGGCUUGAUGGACGUACUUCCAUGUCUUUCGAUUCGCGGAAUCUGCGACUAUUCAGACUCGCACAAGAACGAAGAUUGGCAAAAGUACGCCGCAGGAACGGCUGCAGCUUACGCCAGGGAGUUCCUCGCGGAGUUACAUGGACCCAUCGAAGACCCAAAGUUUUCCCCGGCGCCUGAGCACGGGCAAACCGCACUGAUGGACAGGCGCGAACAGUUGCUAUACUCCCUGCGAUUCGACAAACUCGAGUUCCGCAAGUCAACCAUUAAGCCUGCGUACGGUAAAACGUGCGAAUGGUUCCUCAACCACCCUGACUACCAACUGUGGCUUGGCCCCGCGGGCUUGCGAGAUCAUCGCGGUUUCUUGUGGGUCAGUGGAAAGCCAGGCGUCGGCAAGUCCACGAUGAUGAAGUUCGCCUAUCUGCAUUCGAAGAAAAAAGCCCGUUCCGGGAAGAACAAAACUGCGUCGUUCUUCUUCAACGCCCGAGGCGAGUCAUUGGAAAAGUCCGUUUAUGGAAUGUACCGAUCACUUGUCUUCCAGUUGCUCACAGCUUAUCCUGAUCUUCAAACUGUGUUGGACGAUCUCGAUACCGUGUUCACCCCUGACACAGAAUGCCCUUCUUUGAUUUUGCUCAAAGACCUUUUCAACAACGCUAUUGCGGGCCUAGGCAAACGGUCCUUUACCUGCUUCAUCGAUGCCCUUGACGAAUGUGAUGAACAGCAAGUUGUGGAAAUGGUCCAGUACUUUGAGGAGCUAGGGGAACAAUCCGCGGCUACAGGCGUUGCGUUCCGCGCCUGCUUUUCCAGCAGGCAUUAUCCCUAUAUCAAUAUUGAACGGGGCAUUCGACUCACGCUCGAAAGCCAGCUAGGUCAUUGUGUUGACUUGGAAACAUAUAUCAAUAAACGCCUUCUAAUUCAAGACCGCAACUUCCUUGAACAGCUUCGACCACAAGUACUUGAAAAGGCAUCGGGAGUGUUUAUGUGGGUCGUGCUUGUUGUUGAUAUCCUCAACAAAGAAUAUCGCCGUGGUGCACUGGCUCUGCGCCGCAGGCUUGCCGAGAUACCAAGUAAUCUCAGUGAGCUGUUCAAAUACAUUAUCCGGCGCGACAACGCCAAUAUGGAAGACGUUUUGCUUUGUAUCCUAUGGAUUCUCUACUCCAAGAGGCCUCUGAAACCGACAGAGUUCUACCAUGCAAUCUGGUCCGGGCUAGCGCUAAACGCCCUAGCUGAUUCUAACCUACCUGACAUUAGCGAUGAGAAUGUUGGCGAGAAAGUGGACAGGCUCAACAGGCGUGUCAUUAACUGCUCGAAAGGACUUGCGGAAGUGACUGGAUCUAAUCAGCCAACCGUUCAAUUUAUCCACGAAUCUGUCCGAGACUUCCUCGUCAAAGACAACGGUCUGCUGGAUUUGUGGCCUAGUCUGGGGUCCAAUAUUGAAGCAUUCAGUCACGAGAAGCUGAAACAAUGUUGUGAUUUCUACCUACGCAACAAGCUGAUUGCUGCGAUUGAGAAUGAUUGGGGAUUGAUUAACUAUACGCAUCCGUUCCUUCAGUACGCUACACAGCACAUUUUCCAUCACGCCGAUGCAGUAGCCAAGUACGUCUCACAGGACCAGUUCCUGUCAUCAUUCCCCGUCAUGAACUGGGUCAGGGCGAAUAACUUGUUCGAGAAGGGAAAGGGAGGAUACCCAUUUUUUGCCGCCCUAGCCAACGGACAUAAAGACGCGGUUGCAGCGCUCCUUAACUGCCAUUCAGCAAUUAUCAAUGGUCUCGAUAUGACAGAAGGGUUUACUCAGCGCAGAGAUCUGGUCAACUAUAAAAAGCGAACACCGCUCUCCUGGGCGGCGCAGGAAGGGCACAUGGAGUUGGUUAAGUCGGUCCUUGCGUCUGGGGUUGACAUUGAUGAGAGGGAUCAGACAGGUCAGACUGCACUUGUCCGCGCUAUAGAAAAUGACCACGGCGAUGUCGCAAUGCUUCUUAUCUCUGAAGGAGCUGAUGUGAAUGCCGCCAAGAACGGGGAAGAAUCCGCCUUGGUCACUGCCGUCAUCAGAGGAAAUGAGCAUAUGGUGAAUGCCCUCAUAGACGCAGGUGCAGACGUAAAUGCCUUCUCUGGGCCCGAGCGUACCGUUCUGCGUUGUGCCUGUGAGCGCGGAUCCGAAAAUAUCGCCAGACUGCUCAUAGAAAGGGGCGCGAGCGUCGUUGGGGAAAAAGGCUGGCAGCAACUGUUCUACGCCUCCGAGAGUGGCAAUAAUGCCUCCUUGGUGAAGUUGCUCAUCGAGAAGUGUGGACAGGCCAAGGAUCCAGAGUUCGCACGCGGCGUAAUCCUGGACGCUGCAUCCCACGGCCAUGAAACUGUUAUGAGGGUACUGCUCGACAAUAUCGAGGACGUCAAUUUCUUACCUGGGCUCAAGGGGGAGGCGUUGCUAUUAGCUUCAAAGGACGGUCAUGAGACUGUCGUCCGAUUACUUCUCGAGCAUGGAGCAAAUAUCGAAGCCAGGGACGAAGAUGGCCGGUCGGUACUACUGUGGGCCCUAGCUCGGGGACACAACUCAGUGGCCAACAUCCUUAUCGAUGGCGGUGCAGACUUGGAGCAGGCUGACUGGUCCGAGUUCACGUCCCUUUCCCUGGCGGCAUAUUGUGGCCGUGAAGCUGUGGGUUUGGCUCUGGUCAACCGCGGUUUACGUGUCAACGCCAGAAACUAUGAUGGAAGCACCCCUGUGUUAAAAGCAACGCAAAAUGGGAACACGGGCAUUGUGCAGUUACUCAUUGCGAACGGAGCCGACGUCAAUGCCAGGGAUAUCACAGACAGAACCCCGGUCAUGUGGGCUGUCUCGAAGCAACAUGAUGAGGUGGCGGAAUUGCUGAUUGAGAACGGAGCGGACCUGAAUGCAAGGGAUGUCAAGGGCUCAACCGCGACUAUAAUGGCCGCAAGCCAUGGAAAUACAACGAUACUGCAACACCUGAUCGCAAAUAACGCAGAUAUUGACAUCGCGAACGAUGAGGAGAUCACACCGCUCAUGGUCGCUUGUCAGAAGAGGGAUUUGUCUGGGCUGAAGGUCCUUCUUGAAAAUGGAGCUAAAAGACCCUCCUCCUUUGGGAAGCUCUGGACAUACUCAUUUCAUGCACAAUGCGAGGAGCUAAUACUUGAAUACAAACAACGGAAACACUCUGACCACGAGAAAGACACGGCAGCUCAUUCUUCUGCAUCAGAGUAA
Messenger RNA from Aspergillus mulundensis, 4284 nucleotides. RefSeq lists its product as uncharacterized. Lineage: Eukaryota; Fungi; Ascomycota; Eurotiomycetes; Eurotiales; Aspergillaceae. Gene Ontology annotation, cellular component: ciliary inversin compartment. Gene Ontology annotation, biological process: nucleoside metabolic process; protein localization to ciliary inversin compartment. Gene Ontology annotation, molecular function: protein binding; catalytic activity. Bases 1 to 4284 code for a protein of 1427 amino acids. The transcript has 4 exons. The record is from RefSeq and is a predicted model, not a curated record.